AUGAUGAGAAGAAAUUGUUGUUCAAGAGUAUUGAGAGGAGUCCUUUCAUCAUCGUCGUUGGUGAAAAACAAAUCAUGUCAUAUGAUGAUGGUGAAUAAUCAGAUGUUCCGUACAUCGGUAGUAGCAAUGAUGAUGAGUAAUAAUCAAAUGGCAUCGGUAUCAGCAUUGGUAAAUUCUUCUUCUGGAAAUAAUUCUGUCCGAAAUAUUGGAAUGAAUACACAAAACAGCAAUGGAAUACUUCCAACACCUCUCGUUUUCCUUGCCAACUCCGAUGAUGAUGGUGUAUAA
Molecule: messenger RNA, 288 nt
Organism: Naegleria fowleri
Lineage: Eukaryota; Heterolobosea; Eutetramitea; Acrasida; Naegleriidae
Exons: 2
Coding region: 1-288 (95 amino acids)
Source: RefSeq, a predicted model, not a curated record